AGUUAACACACUUAACUUGUGCAAUAUUUUUUUUCGUUUAAUCUAAUCCUUGAGAAUUUUUUUUUUUUGCUUGAAUAAGUCAUACAUUAUUUUUGUAUUUUUAUUAUACAAAUACAUUAUAGAACAUGCAUAUCCAUGAUGCGUGAUGUGAUGACAAAAUAUAAACAGAUAUGAUAAAAUAAACAUUACCUUGUCAUUUAUUUUAAUCAUACUAAAAGCACUUUUGAUGGUAGGUAUAAAGAUUAUGUGACUGUACGUUUUACUUAAGAAGUGCGAACAUGCAUUUUAAAAGUUUGACCAAAUCAACAGGCUUCAUCGUAGUGAAGCUCUCUUUUACUCCUUAAAAGUGCUUAACGUACGAGCAGAUAUACAGCUCCGAGUGAUUUUCGACAGGUCUCAUUUUGCAGCUGUCUAUAUGACUUGUAUGAUCGAGUGUAACUGAACCUAAACUUAAACUUAAAUCUGCUGUCACAUGGACAAUUACUGUAAGAUGGGACUCUUUAAAAACUCUAAAAGAAUCAAUACAUCGGCUCAAACAUUUUAGUAAAAUGUAAACACUGAGUUUGCCAUGAAAACAUUUUAUCAGUACUUUAUACCAUGUAAUGUUUGUGACGCACUGUGCAACUCAACAACAAACAAAAAAGGUGCGUAAACGUAUAAAAAAAAACAACCGUAAAAAUCCUGAAUGAAUCAUCCUCUAAAUGAUUCAGUUCAAUCGCAGUGAUUCACUCGAUUAGAGAGACUUACUGCCCCCUACGGGCCGUUUUAAUUUCACAUUCAAAGUAUCUUCUAUUUAAAUCAUUUCAAAUAUCAGCAUUCAAAUGACAAUGGACAUUUUAGAAAAAAAUGGCUUAGAAAGGUAAAAUCAAAUCAACGUAUCCGUUCAAACUUAUUGUAAAAGAUUUGUUUCUAUCGGUGUGACAGCUUGUAUGAUAUAAUUUUAAAACUAGAAAUAUGUUUGUUACAAAAACCCAUCAGUCUGCUUCAGAGGACGUUUAGUUUUACGUCGCAGUACUUGCGGAUAUAUCAGAUUUACGGAGUUUCAAAGUAAUUACGAUGUUUGAAAGAGCCAGGAUAAAGCAGAAGAAAAAAGUAAAGAAGAAAGUCAUAUACACCUAGGAUGGCUCUGGGGUGACUAAAACAUGGGGUCAUUUUCAUGUUGGGGUAAACUGUUCAUUCAAAACCAUUUAAUGAAGUGACACUCAUUUACUUGCCCAAAAAGAUGGAGUUAUCAUUUGCACUGCUCACACUAACAUUUGGUUAGGCUGUAAUUAAUCUUACUUUGGAAGUAAAAGUUUUUUUGUUUGUUUGUUUUUCAGAAAUCGCACUCUCAACAUAAGUAUAUCUGAUUUGACUAUAAGAACAUAUUUCCGUUUAAGAGCUGGUUGAGCUGCUCAGGAGAGAUGAACACCUUCCUCGUUAGACAUCAGGAAGUGAUUCAUAGACACACACACACACACACACACACAUAUGUGUGUGUUUUGAAAGUUGGAUUUCCCCGCAUCAGUCAGUGUAGCGAAAAAUGAAUGUCUUGCUUAAUAAUGGGAUACAUGUCAACAUCUGAUCCGUCUGCGGUAUGUGCGCUCGAUGUUUACACCCUAUCUGACUCUUUUUGUUCGAGCUGAUUUCUGCUCCGUUUCGGACUCUGCUUUUGUGUUUCUUCAACGCUACGUUUAUUAAACUCGAUCGGAUGAAUAUCUGCAUUCGAAAAUAAAACGCGGGAAUGAAUGGCGUCGCCUGCUUAGUUCACAGACAUUCAUCACAUAUAUCACAUAACUUAUAUUCGGAGCUUGACAAAAACUAAAAAGUGAAACUAGCGAGUGCCUUAAAGGUAACGUUAGUUCACCGACAAUGCUUCCUUGGUUAACGUAUCUUCUUAUCGUUUCAAACCUGUGUGACUUUCUUUCUUCUGUGGAAUAUAUAAGAACGUAUUAGGAAGAAGGACACUUUCAGUCUGCCACCGCAAAUCCAUAAAGCUAAAGUAAAUACCCAUGAUUUGUACUGUCAUUCUUCUCAUUAAUUUAAAGUCCACAUAAAACAUAAAGUCGAUCAAGUUUGGAACCGGGAGUAAAUCAUGACAGGAAUUAGUUUUUUAUUAUCAUUUUUAUUUAAGGAGGUAUUUUCACUAACCUGAGCUCUUAAAAACUUUAGCUUAAGCAAGGAGGGGGUUUUGUUGUUGUUGUUGUUGUUGUUGUUGAGGGGGACUGUCCUAAACUUUUACCCUGUGUGUGUGUGAACAUUUUGAAUAUUAAUAUUUUAGGCUAAACAGUUGGUCAAUAUUAGAGUUUCUGAAAAAAUAAAUUCUAUUAAUUUAAUAGUUAAAGUGGCAUUAAUUACAUUUUUACUUCUGUUAUAACAUGACACCUCAGGACUGAUUGAGUUGCCUCUUCGUUGUCCGAUUUUAUAGGUGCUUUGCUGAACAUUUAAAUCAUUUAACACAGUUGUGUAUCAACUCAGUCAUGUCGGAUUUGAAUGAGAACUCUUUGAACAUUAAUUUCUUGAGAGAAUCUGUGUUGAAGAGGCUCUGUGAGUCUCUCGACAAGGCCAACAGUAAGGGAUGGCGAAAACUGGGGGAGAUAGUGAAAAGUGACAAACGAUUCAAAGUGAGUCUGGAUGAUAUGGACAUGUGUUCUCUGAAGGCUUUGGAGGUGGAUGGAAGUCCUUCCCGCAGUCUGCUUAAACUUAUUGGAGAUCAAGGAUGUGUGGUGGGUGAACUGAUGGAGUUUCUACAGAUCAUGGGUCACACGGAUGCCCUGCAAUAUCUGAAACCUCCAGGAAUUCAGAUCCUCGUCCAGCCGCAGUCGGUGGCGGUCAUUGCUGGACACAACCUUCGUCUCAGUUGUUACGCUGUUGGUGCUUCACACGUGCAAUUCCAGUGGUUUAAGAAAACGGAAGAGGUACAUAACAGCUCCUCCCCAGACCUGGUGUUCAGUCCAGUCCGGCUCAAAGAUGCAGGGUUUUACAUCUGUCGGGUGAACUGUGGAAAUGCAUACGAGUUUAGUCACUGGGCCCAAGUAGACGUCCUCGAUGUUCCUCCUAGAUACGGAUUAGUGUCUCUGACUUCGGAGGGCAGGCCGAGGGUGUUGAUCCAGCCUCAACCUCAAAGGCUGCUGGUGGGAGAUUUACUCUAUCUGGAGUGUGGAGCUAUUGGAAGACCCCUACCCCAAUAUCAGUGGUACAGAAAUGGAGAGCCGAUCAAAAAAGCCACAAGGAGGAAGUACACUGUCAAGAAUUUGUUGCCAGAGCACCAGGGAAGAUACCGCUGUGAGAUCUUCUGCAGUAAUGAAAGAACAUGGAGCAACGAAGUGGAAGUUGUUGUUAUAGAUGACUUUUUGACUGUUGACAGAGAUUACAGUCUUGAGAAACCUUACGCUACAGACAAAGUGGCUCUUCUGAUUGGUAACCUCACAUAUCGAAACCACCCACAGCUGAAAGCACCCAUGGUUGAUGUGUACGACCUCACCAAUCUGCUGCGGCAACUGAACUUUAAAGUGGUGUCUCUCCUUGAUCUAACGGAGUCGGAGAUGAGGAACGCAGUGGAGGAGUUCUUGUCCCUGCUUCAUAAGGGAGUGUAUGGUUUGUUGUAUUAUGCCGGACAUGGUUAUGAGAACUUUGGGAACAGCUUCAUGGUGCCCGUUGAUGCCCCAAAUCCAUACCGUUCAGGCAACUGUCUCUGUGUUCAGAGCAUUCUGAAACUGAUGCAGGAGAAGGAGACUGGACUCAACAUCUUCCUCCUGGACAUGUGCAGGAAAAGAAAUGUACAUGACGAGGCCACUCCAAACGUUGUGCUCAAAGUUACAGCCAAUAUAGUGUUUGGAUAUGCCACCUGCCAAGAUGCUGAGGCUUUUGAACUGAGUUCAAGUGGAUUCACCAAUGGAGUCUUUAUUAAAUUCCUGAAGGAGCGCCUCCUAGAGGAUGAGAAGAUAACUGUUUUGCUAGACAGAGUGGCUGAAGAUAUGGGUCAGUUUGACCCCACAAAGGGUAAGCAGGCUCUAGAGAUCCGCAGCAGCCUGUCGGAGAGACGGUCCCUCACCGAUCCCAUCCGUCCCGGGGACCACUCGGAUGCAGCCGAGGCACACAACCUGCUCUGGUCUAAAGCACAUGAACUGCCGGAAAGUAAAAUUCUGGACUUUGAAUGUGGAGUUCAGAUAAAAAUGGACUUUGCUGCCGAGUUUUCCAACGUGCUGGUCAUCUACACCAGCAUUGUCAAAAAGCCAGAGGAGAUGCUGUCGUGUCAGGCACACAUAACUAACCUCCCUUUGGAUCUGGAUGUGGACCCUAAGCUGAUGAAUAAAGAAACUCUGGAGGAAACAGGAAGCUUCUUACUUUCAGGGAGUCUUCCUCAGCACUGCCUCUACACCCGACUCAGCUCACUGCAGAAACUCAAGGAGGAGCUAGCAUUCACUGUCUGCCUACAAGUCCAGUUUAACUCUCUAGAUGACCUGGUCCAGUGGAACAUGGACGUUAACGUCGGCAAGCCCCUCACGGCCAAACUGGAUCUCAACCGUCCCACCAGGAAGAACAGCUGUCAGCUGACGUGUCACAUGCCGCACAGCCCCUCGACCAGCCCCAGCCACAGCCCCGCGUCUGACCGCCGCUUCCACGGCCCCUGCUUCCCCCAGCAGCACACCAACCCCUACCUCAACGUCUGCGAGCCCCUCCACGGCGCUGCGGGGGGUUACGGGGACUUCCGAUUGUACGUCGACCAUGCAUAUCAAUAUGAGAAUGUGCCGUGCUCAACUUUUUUGAACCCACCAAGCAUUCCCAUUGAGACCACUGAUGACAUUGACGACAUGCAGAAUGAGUUCAUUAAUAGUUUGCAACUCUAUGACCAUCCCUGAGUGAGUACAGUGUUAAAGAGUUGAUUAAAGAGAUACUCCACACAAAAAUGAAAAUUCCCUCAUUAUUUACCAGAUGUAUAUGAUUGACUUUCAUUCAGUGAAAACAAAUCCAUCUCUGUGAUGCUUUAAAUAGAAACAUAUGGGAACACAAAGCUGGCACACACGUAAUCCAUGCGACUCCAGUUAUGGAGGCAAUAGCUUGUUUUCUCAUAUACUUGUUAUUCUUGUAUUUGCUUUUUGAAGCAGCAGCUUUGUCAAAAAGUCAAAAAAAAAAUUCAUAUACAUCCUGGAUGGCAUUAGAAUGAAUAAAUAAUGAGAAAAAUUAUCAUUUAGGGUGGAAUACGUCUUUGAAGACUGUGGAGUUAGUAUAUUAAAGGUCAAAGGUCAUUUAAAAAAAUAUUUUUUUUUUUGCAUUUAUUAUGAUGGGACGGAUCAGAACUGACAGGAAGUGAAGGGGGUGGGGUUGGGAAAAGUCUGCGAGUUGGGAUUUAAACUCAGGACAUCGUAGCAAUAUAUGACGGUAUGCUUCCCACAAUAAUAUCUGCACUAACAUCAUUUUUCCAUGUUAAAAUCAACAGCCACUCUAUAAAUCAAAUAAUGUUGAUUCUUUUAUACAUUUAUUAAAAAAAUAUAUUUUUAUAAUAUGUAUUUGAUGAUGGCUGUGAUGCAAAUAUGUAUCAUCCCAAGUGACUGUCCAAUCUCUUUUUUCAGUCUGUACUUUCAUGUGACUUAUUACGGCACCUUUAAAAUAUUUUAGCAUAAAGAAAAUACUGUAGCACUCUUACUUUUAAAUAUUUUGUAAUUAUAAAAUGCUCAUUUAUAUUAAAAAAAUCUGUAACCUUAUUGCAUUUUUCAAAUAGAAUUUAAACAUUUAGAAAAAUAAUCUUUAUUUUUAAAUAAAAAGUACAUUAAUCAAAUGACAUGAUUAUCUAUUAGCAUGUAGAUAUUGGUCAUAACUAUGACUUAGUUUAAGAUUACUCAAUGAGAAGGUCAGUCACAAUCUGAUAAAUAAAAUAAACAAUUUAAUAAAAACAAGAAAUAAAAUGAUUAAAACAGAAAAACAAGAAACCAAACGAAAGAACUUUGAAUAAAUUAAUUUCUGAACAGUGGCAUUGAUUUCUUGUGCGAUCAAUAUUUCUCAGGAGAUGGAAACUUAAUAGUUUUACUGCGUAAGCAAAUGCGUCAAGAGGUUAGAUAACUGG
This is a messenger RNA of Puntigrus tetrazona (Sumatra barb), 6043 nucleotides long. It is a transcript of the gene malt1, whose product is annotated as MALT paracaspase 1. The coding region runs from base 2460 to 4841 and encodes 793 amino acids. The transcript has 16 exons. NCBI's taxonomy places the organism in Eukaryota, Metazoa, Chordata, Actinopteri, Cypriniformes, Cyprinidae. The record is from RefSeq and is a predicted model, not a curated record. Gene Ontology annotation, biological process: proteolysis. Gene Ontology annotation, molecular function: cysteine-type endopeptidase activity.